This is a messenger RNA of Zootermopsis nevadensis, 3893 nucleotides long. The record is from RefSeq and is a predicted model, not a curated record. Lineage: Eukaryota; Metazoa; Arthropoda; Insecta; Blattodea; Termopsidae.
AUAUGAAACGAAGGGAAUUUUAUAGCUCUCAGCAACGACACCUGGUUUUAAAGCUAUGUUUGGCAAUGUCAAACACAUCAAAGAUUAUUACUGCAAGAUGGCGGUCAACAUGUGGAGAAGGCCACUAAAUCUGAGUUUAUUUAUAUUGUUAAUUGAAUUAUACUUUGUAGUAGGAAAGCCAAACGUAGUGCAACUUAAUGAGGGUAACUGGAAAGAAAUUCUUAACCAAGAGUGGAUGGUGGAAUUUUAUGCACCCUGGUGCCCUGCAUGCAAGGCCUUGCAGCCUGUUUGGGAAGAAUUUUCAACAUGGAGUGAUGACCUCAGCAUUAAAGUGGGACAAGUUGAUGUGACUACUUCACCUGGGCUUAGUGGGAGGUUCUUGGUGACUGCUUUACCCACAAUAUUCCACGUUCUGAAUGGAGAGUUCCGCCAGUAUCGUGGUGCAAGAGAGAAGGAUGCUUUUAUUUCCUUUAUUGAAGAAGAGAAAUGGAAAGCUAUUGAUCCAAUUUCCAGUUGGAAAUAUCCUGCAUCAUUACAGAUGUCAGUUGUUUCCUAUUUCUUCAAGUUAUCGCAGAUUUUACGGGCUGUCCACAAUAAGCUGAUGGAAGAUUAUGGGAUACCGACUUGGGGCUCAUACUUGAUAUUUGCAGUUGUUACCAUUAUAAUUGGGGCUCUGCUUGGUUUUGUGUUGGUGUGUAUGAUAGAUUUAAUUUACCCACCAAAACCUAUGCAAGUUCAAACCACAACUGAAGCGAACCUUGAAAAGGAGAAGGGAGAACAGGAGAGCAGUAGCAAGCAGUUUAGUGGCGAUGAUCUGGAUGAUGAUGUAAUCAGAGAUGAUAUGAUAGAUGAAGGAGGAUCAGACAUUGCUGCCUCUCAGAGUGGUUCAGACACAGAGGCAAAGGGAGACGAAGAAAAUUCCAAUGUUCGGAAACGUAAACCCAGGAAAGACGAUUAAUAUCAGGCCUGGUACUUACAGUAUCUAGCAAGGGUCUGUGCCAGUAGUCAGUACUACAUGAGGGGAGGUUAAUGGUGGAGUGCCGCUAGUAUUGGGUGAGGUUGGAAAGAUGUUACCACUUUGAGCUCAGGGUGUACAUAAUGUUGUGGGGAUGGCUGCACACCCAUUAACUUCACCACAUAGUAUUUAUUAUAGCAGUGCCUGAUAGGCAUUGCUUGUGAAGCACUAAAAUAUCUUGUAGGCCAGGAGAUACAAUGUAUGUUCUGUUCCAUCUGAAUUGUGCUUGGACAGACCAGUGAUGCAGGUUUCUGUUUUUUUUUGGUAUUGUUUACAAAAUUAUUUCGCUUCUCUUUGGCUAAGCAAUUGAAUUGGUAAUGAAACCUGUCUUAUUGGUCAGUCCAACAGCCAUGUCCACCCCAAAUUGUAAAUAUGUAGCAGGUAUUAUAUUCCAUGGGAGGCACCAAGGGGUGAAGUAAUUUGAUAUGCUGUAUGUAUAAAUAUAUAGCAAUAAGUAUGUAUUACUACUGUUACUACUACAAUAUGAUCGAGUGCCUAUUAUAUUCCCUAUACACAGUCCAGCUUUAGCCCUCACCUAAAAACUGUGAUAAAACUUUGAUCCUGAAAACAUUCCACAUUGUUGUAAGGGUCGGACUAAGAUAAAGGUAUUUGCUCUUGCUAACCUCAGUUUGUGUCAUGGUUAAUAUAAUAACUUGCAUACAAAUCACUCGUAGCAUUUACUAACUUCAUUACAAUAGACGUAUUAAAUCUUGUAACUGCUAAACCAACAUUUGGAACAUCUUCCAAAUAAAGAAAUAUGCUUUUGUUUUUGUGAUAAUAUCUGUCUAUUGUCAAUAAAUAUAUGGAGGAUAUACUGACUUACUGUGAAAAGAACCCUUGGAAAGUUAAUUUGGGACAUUUUUCUCAAAAUAUGGUUAGAUGGGUUUGGUAUGAUGACAAAAACACCAAAGUUUGGCAUCAUUAAUAGUUCUCAGAAACUGACCAUACUUACACUUUACAAUUAUUAGUACUGGAUUUGUGGACUUUGUCAGUCAUUUGGCAUUCUUAAAAACACAAUGAUUCAGAAAAUGGAAAGUUUCCAUCCUCAGGUGAUGAGGUGGGCAAGAAAUUACUUGGUUGGUUCUUUAGAAAGAGUUAACCUCAGUCACUGGUCAACCAUACUCUGUCAGUUGAAGUUACAUAAGUCCCUGAGGUCACAUUUUGUCAACUGGAAGUCAUAACAAAAUGCCCAUAAAAUGGAAAAUAAACCUGUCAAGUCAAAUCAGGAACAUAACCUAGAAACACCAAAUCAUUGACCACUCAAAUUGGCAUGAUUAUGCAUUACCAACUUACUGUUAGCUCCUUUUGUGGAAGAAAAUGGGAACUAUUGAAAAAUAACAGACAAGCAUAAAUAAUUUACCAGGGUCAACAAAACCCCAUAGUAACUUUCUAACCUCUUUGUUGAUAAGAGGAACACUUAUGGGAAAAGUUUGAAUUAUUGGCUGAUCAUUUGGGAUUAUUCUUUGUUAUUUCUUAUACUUUUUAGUUUCAAUCUGCAAUAUCCUAGCUUUACAACCCCCACCAUCCAUUGACCUUUAUCAUGUGCAUGUUGGUCAUGUCUUUUAUUUUUCUAGUAGAUUCUCCCUGAGAUCGCACCUAUUCUGCCAGAGCCAUGCAGCUAACAGUCAGUUUCACCAACAUGGCUUUUGCCAUGUUCACAGGUAUAUGUGAUAAAUGCAUUGUGCCUUCUGCUGGGGAUAUCUUUCUGUUCUGAUCCUCGUAAGCAAACUCUUAAUAGUGUUUAUUUAGAUGAGUGUUAUGAUGUUAUAGCAGUUACUAAUAGAAGUGCCUUUUAUGCAGGCUACAAACACAGCACCAAGAGGCAUUUCCUCAUUUUUUGGGUGAAUAUGAAUGUGGCAGAACAGGUAUAGUCUCAGAGAGGGCCUUCUACAGAUAUCAAAACUGACCUAACCUGCUUAUAAGGAAGGCUGGCAAUUGUACAGGUUGGAAUGAAGGCAGGAUUUUGCAGAUUAAAAUUAAUGACAGGAAUAAGAAUUAGCCUACCCAUGUACCCAAUCUGAUCAGCCAGCGCGGCUUGGAUGUUUCUCAUAUCAGCAAGAUGGUUAGUAAGGUAUAGGGCAGUCUGAUUAUUUAUGCUUAUAUUUUGUUUUCAGGUGGUUACAUUUGCUUCCAUAUGCAUUGCUAGCAGUAGGUGGAUGUUGUCUUUUAUGCCAGUUAUACUAUCCAAUGCUUCAUUGUUUCUGGGUUAUGUUAUUGGUGUGGUCUGAUGAUUUUAUUUUUCAUUUUCUCUUCAUUUUGGAUCCUUAUGGGUAUUUUUAUUAUAGUUUCCUUUAUCUCACAUUGACAAAAUCUGAUCUCAAUGCCUUAUAUAGCUUCAGUUGACUGAUUGUGGUUGACUUAGCUCCUAAUGAACCAAACUUGAGUAGGUAUUUACCACCGUUUCAUCUGGAGAUGGAAACAGAUCCAGUUUCUGACAAGUUGUGUUCUUUUCAGAAUACUCUAUGGUGGACAGAAUUGAAUAAUAUUAAUCAUAAUAUAAUUUCCUCACAACCCUUUAAAAAUGACAGAUGUUACAAGUGAAUUGACAUCUACAAACAUUUAAUUUAUUUGUUUUGUUUGACAGUUCUGUACAUUUUAACUUGAUGGUACAUGGUGAUGUAUUCAAGGGCUGGGUUUGAAUCUGGUACAUGAAGCAAGUGGACAUUUGGUUGUGUUACUGAUGCUGUUAAUCCCAUGUUGUAUUUGAAUGUGCGGAGUCAGCAUAGCAAGAAAGAAACAAACAAAAAAACCUUUGUAUGUUCUGUUAUGAUUGUCAGUGUUCUCAUAGUUUUUUUAAUAACAAAGUAAACUUGUUACUGCAAAGCUGUAUAGUUAAUUCUUUUUCUAAAAUAAACAAUUUUUUUUUUGUUAAAUAAGA